UGGGAAAAGUGUGCUUGAUUUGCCGCAUCGUAAGCGCUGGGGUGCUGGUUUAUUCUCCUGCGUAGAGAAGUGCACACUGAGCUGACGGGCUCAAACAAACAGGCCAAACAGAGGGUCUGUAGUCAUCCAUCACUGACAUGGGUGAAAGAUCGGCGGCGGCGGCGAGGCCAUGCACCGGCGGCACACCACGCUGCGCGAGAAGGGCCGGCGGCAGGCCGUCCGCGGGCCGGCGUACAUGUUCAACGAGCGCGGCACCAGCCUGACGGCGGAGGAGGAGCGCUUCCUGGACGCCGCCGAGUACGGCAACAUCCCCGUGGUGCGCAAGAUGCUGGACGAGUCCAAGACGCUCAACUUCAACUGCGUGGACUACAUGGGCCAGAAUGCACUGCAGCUGGCGGUGGGCAACGAGCACCUGGAGGUGACGGAGCUGCUGCUGAAGAAGGACAGCCUGGCGCGGGUGGGCGACGGGCUGCUGCUGGCCAUCAGCAAAGGGUACGUGCGCAUCGUGGAGGCCAUCCUGGGCCACGCGGCGUUCGCGGGCGGCCUGCGCCUCACCCUCAGCCCGCUGGAGCAGGAGCUGCGGGACGACGACUUCUACGCCUACGACGAGGACGGCACGCGCUUCUCGCACGACGUGACGCCCGUCAUCCUGGCCGCGCACUGCCAGGAGUACGAGAUCGUGCACAUCCUGCUGUUGAAGGGCGCGCGCAUCGAGCGGCCGCACGACUACUUCUGCAAGUGCGGCGAGUGCGCCGAGAAGCAGCGCCGCGACUCCUUCAGCCACUCCCGCUCCCGCAUGAACGCCUACAAGGGCCUGGCCAGCCCCGCCUACCUCUCGCUGUCCAGCGAGGACCCCGUCCUCACCGCCCUGGAGCUCAGCAACGAGCUGUCCCGGCUCGCCAACAUCGAAACCGAGUUCAAGAAUGACUACAGAAAGCUCUCUAUGCAGUGCAAGGACUUUGUGGUGGGGGUAUUAGACCUGUGUCGGGACACGGAGGAGGUGGAAGCCAUACUGAAUGGAGAUGUGGACCAGGUCCCUCCCGGUGACCACAGCCGGCCCUGCCUCAGCCGGGUGAAGUUGGCCAUCAAGUAUGAGGUGAAGAAGUUUGUUGCUCACCCAAACUGCCAGCAGCAGCUCCUGACCAUCUGGUACGAGAACCUGUCCGGUCUGCGUCAGCAGUCCAUCGGGGUGAAGUGCUGGACGGUGCUGGGAGUGACUGUAGGACUGCCCUUCCUAGCCAUCGCCUACUGGAUCAUGCCCUGCAGCAAGCUGGGUCAGAUCCUGCGGAGUCCGUUCAUGAAGUUUGUGGCCCACGCCGUGUCCUUCACCAUUUUCCUGGGCCUCCUGGUGGUGAACGCCUCAGAUCGCUUUGAGGGAGUCAAGAACCUCCCCAACGAAACCAUCACGGACCACCCCCGGCAAGUCUUCCGGGUGAAGACCACACAGUUCUCCUGGACUGAGUUGCUCAUCAUGAAGUGGGUACUGGGGAUGAUCUGGUCAGAGUGUAAGGAGAUCUGGGCAGAAGGACCCCGGGAGUACCUGAUGCACCUUUGGAAUGUUCUGGACUUCGGCAUGCUGUCCAUCUUCGUGGCGUCCUUCACCGCCCGCCUCAUCGCCUUCCUGAAGGCUUCCAAGGCUCAGCUGUACGUGGACCUGCACGUGUCAAACAAUGACCUGACCAACGCCUCCCUGCCUGCUGAUGUGGCCUACUUCACCUACGCCAGGAACAAGUGGCGUCCCUCGGAUCCUCAGAUCAUUUCGGAGGGGCUGUACGCCAUCGCUGUGGUUCUCAGUUUCUCCCGAAUCGCCUACAUCCUGCCGGCCAACGAGAGCUUCGGCCCGCUGCAGAUCUCGCUGGGCCGCACGGUCAAGGACAUCUUCAAGUUCAUGGUCAUCUUCAUCAUGGUGUUUGUGGCCUUCAUGAUUGGCAUGUUCAACCUCUAUUCAUACUACCUGGGAGCCAAGUACAACCCUGCCUUCACCACGGUGGAAGAGAGCUUUAAGACACUGUUCUGGUCAAUCUUUGGUCUGUCUGAGGUCAUCUCUGUGGUACUAAAGUAUGACCACAAGUUUAUUGAAAACAUUGGCUACGUCCUGUACGGAGUCUACAACGUCACCAUGGUGGUCGUCCUCCUCAACAUGCUUAUCGCCAUGAUCAAUAACUCCUACCAGGAGAUUGAGGAGGAUGCAGAUGUGGAGUGGAAGUUUGCCCGUGCCAAGCUGUGGCUCUCCUACUUUGACGAGGGCAGGACUCUUCCCGCCCCUUUCAACCUGGUGCCCAGCCCCAAGUCCUUCUACUACCUGAUCCUGAGGACCAGGACCUGCCUGGUCAGACUGUGCAAGGCGGGGGGCAGGAGGGCCGACGGCAGCGAAGUGGAGAUGGGCAUGCUCAACUCCCGCACUAAGCCAGAUCGAUUCCGAAGGCACCCCAGAGCACAAGAUGACUUCGCGGUGAAAAAACCCAUCAAGCACCCGACCCGUUACCAGAAAAUAAUGAAGCGUCUUAUUAAGCGCUACGUUCUGAAGGCCCAGGUCGACAGGGAGAACGAUGAAGUCAACGAAGGCGAGCUGAAGGAGAUCAAGCAGGACAUCUCCAGCCUGCGCUACGAGCUCCUGGAGGAGAAGUCUCAGGCCACCGGGGAGCUGGCCGACCUCAUACAGCAGCUCAGCCACAACCUCGGGAAGAACACCAAGAAACCGUGAGAGUCCACGACCUCUGGAGAGAGCGAGAGAGAGGGAAAGAGAGAGAGAGAAGGAAGGAGGGAGCAGACGGUGGUGGUGGUGGUGGCGGUGAUGGUGGUUUGGGGUCGGCGGGGUGACAGAAGGCCAGAACGUGGGCUCUGAUGUAAUGAACGAACAAAGACACUGCGCUGUGCCUGCGGGAAACCUUCACGGCUCAACGUUUCAGGAGAGGCUCGUCAGAGCACCUGAUUUUAAGAGACUGAGCACUUCUUUUUUUUUUUUUUACAAUCCUGACCAAACAAAACCCUCUCAGAGAAAGGGGAGAGGGAGGGAGCCUAUGGGAGCCCUGGAAUCACAGCCUUCAGAGUGAUUUACACACACACUGCGUAAGCUGACGAUCCUAACAGAGGCACAGCCGAGCGAGACAUUAGCAAGAACUGCAGGGUGCAAUAUUGUGAACAAAAUGCCUUCUCUGUCUGAAGAGUAAGCAAUUUGAGAAGAGGGCAGAAAUAUCUAGACCCAAAUCCUUUUUUUAUUAAAAGAAAGCACAGCCUGUGAUGGGUGUGCAUUAAGGGGGUUAAAUGGGCGAGGGGCAGGGGAACAGAGGUUGCUUGAAGGACACUGUGGAGAGUCACAAUUAUUUGGGGGGGGGGGGGGUGGGUUGGGAUGAGACUGUUGUUUACUGACGUAUCCGAUGGUGCUGGUAGAAGCCCUUUAUAGCGAAAAACAAGGCACUCAGCGACCCUGAUGCUACGUCCUGCACUCCCAUUCUGUCUAGUGACAUCAGCUCACCAGGGUGAGUGCAGUACGAAGGCAGGAGGCAAGAGCAAGGGGGGGG
Messenger RNA from Anguilla rostrata (American eel), 3521 nucleotides. RefSeq names its product short transient receptor potential channel 7. Gene Ontology annotation, cellular component: plasma membrane; cation channel complex. Gene Ontology annotation, biological process: single fertilization; calcium ion transmembrane transport; regulation of cytosolic calcium ion concentration. NCBI's taxonomy places the organism in Eukaryota, Metazoa, Chordata, Actinopteri, Anguilliformes, Anguillidae. The record is from RefSeq and is a predicted model, not a curated record. The transcript is spliced from 12 exons. Bases 170 to 2704 code for a protein of 844 amino acids. Gene Ontology annotation, molecular function: inositol 1,4,5 trisphosphate binding; store-operated calcium channel activity; protein binding.